Messenger RNA from Leishmania mexicana MHOM/GT/2001/U1103, 2097 nucleotides. RefSeq names its product putative long-chain-fatty-acid-CoA ligase. Lineage: Eukaryota; Euglenozoa; Kinetoplastea; Trypanosomatida; Trypanosomatidae. Bases 1 to 2097 code for a protein of 698 amino acids. Gene Ontology annotation, cellular component: membrane; endoplasmic reticulum. Gene Ontology annotation, molecular function: long-chain fatty acid-CoA ligase activity. The transcript has a single exon. The record is from RefSeq and is a predicted model, not a curated record.
AUGGGCGGCUGUGUCGUGUCGUUGAUGGAGUGCAAGGCCCGCAGCGACGAGGUGCCGUGGGAGUUCUCGGAGGAUGUGAAGAGCUACGGCCCCUUGAGCGUGGCCGUCGCAGGCACACAAACACCCAGCAGCUCCGCCGUGUACGUGAACGGCAAGCGGUCCACGCUGGCGGAACAGCAGGAGUGUGCAAAGAGGUUCUACUACGGCCCCAACCAGGCGCAGCGUUUUGCGAAGCUGUGCCAGGAAAACCUCGAUGACGUUGCUCUGGCGUACCGCCGCAUCGAGAGGAUGGAAAGGGAGCAGGUGGCGGGCGCAUCGCGGCCGAUGGACGUUGCGUACUUCUCCAAGGAAUGUCAUCUCACGUACCGGCAGCUGUGGCACGCCGUGACCGGCAUCAGCCGCGGCCUCGCCGAGCUCGGGCUCGAGAAGCGCGUCAACGUGACCAUCUAUGAGGAGACGCGCUGGGAGUGGCUGGCGUCGAUCUAUGGCAUCUGGAUGCAGGACAUGGUCGCCGCCACCGUCUACGCCAACCUCGGCGAGGACGCCCUCUUCUACGCGCUGCGCGAGACAGAGUGCCAGGCGCUCUUGUGCAACGGCAAGAACGUGCCGAACCUGCUGCGCGGCGUCGGCAGCGGUGCCUUCCCUGCGUGCACCCUCAUCUACUUGGACAAUCUGCCGGCGGUCGGGUGCGCGGAGCUGCACGGGUGCCGCGUGGUGUCGUGGAAGGACGUCGUGGCGCUGGGCCACGGCGCGGGUGCGCACCACAUCGCUGCGCCACCGGAGGACAACGACUCGGUGGCACUGAUCAUGUACACGAGCGGCACGACCGGCAACCCGAAGGGCGUCAUGCACACACACGGCAGCAUCGUCGCCGGCAUCCUCACGAUGGACGACUGGCUCUACAGUGUUAUCAAGCCCAGAUCGGAUGAGGUCUAUCUCUCCUACCUGCCCAUGGCGCACAUCAUGGAGUUCGGUGUGGUAAACAUCCUCCUCGCCCGCCGCGCCCACGUCGCGUUUGGCACGCCGCGCACGCUGACGGACACCACGGCGCGGCCGCACGGCGACUUCACCCAGUUCCGCCCAACGCUGCUCAUCGGCGUGCCGCGCAUUUUCGACACGCUCAAGAAGGCCGUCGAGGCGAAGCUGCCGCCCGUGGGCACGCUCAAGCGACAGGUGUUCGACCACGCCUACCAGAGCCGGCUGGCGGCGCUGAAGGAGGGCAAGGACACGCCGUACUGGAACGAGAAGGUGUUCGCGGCGCCACGUGCGGCUCUGGGAGGUCGCGUGCGCGCCUUUCUCAGCGGCGGCGGCCCGCUGUCCGAGUCCACGCAGGAGUUCGUGAACGUGGUCUUUGGGUGCAUCGUCAACGGCUGGGGCCUCACGGAGACGGUGUGCAUCGGUGCCAUUCAACGGAUGGGUGACCUGACGCCGUCUGCCGUAGGCCAGGUACUCUGCUCGGAACAGCUGAAGUUGCUCGACAUCGACGAGUACAAGCACACGGACUCGCCCGAGCCGCGCGGUGAGAUGUGUCUGCGCGGCCCCUUUCUGUUCAAGGGCUACUACAAGCAGCCGGAGCUGACGCGCGAGGUGCUGGACGAGGACGGCUGGUUCCACACGGGCGACGUGGGCACCAUCGACAGCGACGGUCGCGUCUCCAUCAUCGGGCGCGUCAAGGCGCUGGCGAAGAACUGCCUGGGCGAGUACAUUGCACUGGAGAACCUCGAGGCGAUCUACAGCAGCCACCCCCUGGUCCUGAACAACUGUGUGUGCGUGUUGGUGGACCCGUGCAAAAAUUAUAUCUGCGCUCUCGUGCUCACGGACGAGGGCCACGUGACGCGCUUCGCGAAGGCGAACGGCAUCGAAGGCACGUACCCGGCCCUGCUAGAGAACAAGGCGCUGCUGGCGAAGGCCGCCGCGUCGAUGGCCGACACGGCCCGCGCGGCGCGGCGCCGCGACUUCGAGGUUGUCCGCCGUGUCUCCCUUGUCGAUGACGAGUGGUCGCCAGAGAAGGGCCAGCUAACGGCGGCGCUGAAGCUGAGGCGCGGCGUUGUAGCUAAACAGUAUGAACAGCAAAUCGCGCGCUUGUUUGUGGAGUGA